This is a messenger RNA of Cyclocybe aegerita, 1224 nucleotides long. The record is from the annotation of a GenBank genome assembly. NCBI's taxonomy places the organism in Eukaryota, Fungi, Basidiomycota, Agaricomycetes, Agaricales, Hemipholiotaceae.
AUGACCUUGCCUUCAGCCGCCUCAUUGAAUUCUCAUUUCAGCGCAAAGCUCGAAGACGCCAUGGAAAAUCAAUUGCGAGAACUCCGAGAGGUCACAAUUGAUGACGUUGCUCGCCUUCACUGCCUACCUUCGACGAAGAUCAGGUCCGAAUCUGACCUUGAUUAUUGGAAAACAACAAGGUCUUACGCGGACUACCUUCUCUUUCUGCGACGGCUAAACGAGUCGGUGGUGGGGUUUUCACUCCCUUGGAAUCCAACUAGACACACCGAGUCAGGCGAAAAGAUGAUGUCGCUAUUGGACCAAUUAGAUGCUUGGAUCGAAGACAUCCCCCCGCUCAAGACUCCUCAGCGCUUCGGAAACCUGGCUUUCAGAACUUGGGGACAGCGGCUAGAAGAGAAAGCUGGCGGCCUCCUCGAACAACUCCUGUCACCUACCUACUCAUCAGUCAUACCACACGUUAAGCCAUAUCUGCUCGUUUCUUUUGGUUCUUUCACCCGAAUGGACUACGGCACUGGCCAUGAGACUUCGUUUGGCCUGUUCUUGUUCUGUCUGACACUAGUCCGGUUCUUCAAACCUGUCGUCGAAGAAGAACGCAGUCUAGUUCUGACUGUCUUCCUACGCUAUCUCAAACUAUGCUGGAAGCUUCAGGACACAUACAAGCUAGAGCCGGCAGGUAGCCACGGAGUUUGGGGACUGGACGAUUCCUGUUUUCUUCCGUAUAUUUUUGGUAGCGGCCAACUCCGAGACCAGACAGAAAUUCCCGUGUCAGCCGUCUUGCAACGCCCUUUGCCACCAACCAAUUUAUACUUCAUGAGCAUCAUGCGGAUUCUCGACGUCAAAUACGGCCCUUUUCAUGAACACUCCUCCCAGCUUCACUCGAUCGCGACCGCGGUGCCCAACUGGGGCAAGGUGAACUCCGGGCUGUUCAAGAUGUAUGAGGCCGAAGUGCUAGGGAAGCGUGUCGUGGUCCAACACAUUCCAUUAGGCGGUCUAUUGGAGUGGGAGCACGAGCACGGCCUGUCGACUCGCUCUCAAACUGCACCUUAUCCGACGUCUCCGGGCGCCAGUCAAAUUUAUCCAAGUACGGCGGCACCCUGGGCGACACCAAAGCUCUCUAGCUUUCCUGCUCCUACCGCGCCGAGGCAGGUGCAACAUCUCCCCGACUCGGGUUCCCAACAUCCUGGCCCGUCUUCCGCCUCUCCGAGACCUCGUCGACCCUUGUAG